Molecule: messenger RNA, 4950 nt
Organism: Austrofundulus limnaeus
Lineage: Eukaryota; Metazoa; Chordata; Actinopteri; Cyprinodontiformes; Rivulidae
Product: zinc finger E-box-binding homeobox 1
Exons: 5
Coding region: 756-3806 (1016 amino acids)
Biological process (GO): anatomical structure development; regulation of transcription by RNA polymerase II
Molecular function (GO): RNA polymerase II cis-regulatory region sequence-specific DNA binding; DNA-binding transcription factor activity, RNA polymerase II-specific
Source: RefSeq, a predicted model, not a curated record
UUGAAAUCCCAGCUAUAUUAAUAAAUAUAUGGAUACAUUUCUACACAAAUGCUGUCAGAAUGUAUGGUUCUGUUUGUGAAGCAGAUGGCAGCAUGUAGCGUGYAGCACAUGUUUACGCACAUGAUACAUUUAUUUUGAAAUCAGAAGUUUCAAAAAGACGACAGCGAUGCAGUUUCAGCUGUGUUUGGAGUCCGUCCACAUUUAUCACUGGAUUUAUCGCACAAUUUCACAUUUCUGCUCAGACCUCUGUGUUUCACACCGGAGCCGCAGUAUACAUGUGGAGCGGAACCACAUGUAGUUUAAAUUAGGGGUCAUUGUCCACAGCAGUAUCCACCCAAMCCAGAAACAGGAACUCAUCGUGAUUUAAAAGCAAAUAAUUUGUAGUCUGGCCCUAACACUCUGUUGUACUUUAGCAGAAUAAUCACAUGAAGAGUCUUGGGAUAAGAAACAGUUCCCAUCCUCAGAACAUUAUGAAUCAGGCUGAAGGCAGUCUGAGGAAUUCUUCAGAGAAAAUGUAAUCCUGGGCUGUAAUCCAAUAAUCUUACAACAAAUAUUUGCUCUUCUCCUAAGGCUGUUUUUUCCUUCACAGGCGACGAGUUAAAGCAGCAAAUAAAGUCAAGGCUUUCAAUAAACCACUGAUAAUAAUGAUAUCAAAUAGUAUCACAGAUAGAAAAAGAGCUUUGCCUCCUUUUAUAAGAAAAUAUACAAAAAAAAAAAAAACACAGUAAAAGGUAAACAAAACUGAUCUGGAUUCAAUGCAGGAUUUACAGUCUGUAUGUUGUAGACAUCAUGUGUUCUCCUCUGCAGGAACACCGGACCCCUUCUCCCAGUUGCACACGUGCCCCUACUGCUCUCGGGGCUACAAACGCAACGCCUCGCUGAAGGAACACAUCAAGUAUCGCCACGAGACGAGCGAGGACAACUACAGCUGCUCGCACUGCAGCUACACCUUCACCUACCGCUCGCAGCUGGAGAGGCACAUGAGCCACCACCGGGGCAACAGGGAGCARAUCAAACCCCAGAACCAGAAGCGCCACAGUUCCCAGUCGACAGCAGGAUCAGGAGGAACCCGCAAGUUCAAGUGCACCGAAUGCUCCAAGGCCUUCAAAUACAAACACCAUCUGAAAGAGCACCUGCGCAUCCACAGCGGUGAGAAACCGUACGAAUGCUCAAACUGCAAGAAGCGAUUCUCCCACUCGGGCUCUUACAGCUCCCACAUCAGUAGCAAGAAGUGUGUAGCCUCAGCACCCCCCAACGGAGUGAGCGUGACCGCCAUUAAAACCUCCACUCCGAUCACGCAAACGAAACAUGUCCCGAUAGCUCCCGCUCGAAAGAUCCUGAAAGAAAAGACUGAAAGUAAACCCCUCCAGGAGCAGCUGCCCGUCACCCAGAUCAAAUCCGAACCUGUGGAAUACGAGUGCAAGCCUGUGAUGGCGACGCCAGCUGCUUCGACCGACAGUAAAGACGUCGGGAACGGAGGGGCGGYGCAGCCGGCGGUGGCCCAGGCCGCAGCCCUGCCUCAGGGCGUGGCGAUGGUGGUGCCGACCGUCGGCCUGAUGUCGCCGGUCAGCAUCAAUUUGAAUGACCUGCAAAGUGUGCUGAAAGUGGCGAUGGACGGGAACGUGCUCAGGCAGGUGCUGGGGUCAGCCAACGGGGUGGUGGCGCAGGGGAAGCAGGGGAUUGUGGUUCAGCAGCCGCAGCAACAAAUCCUCAGCCUGCCCGCGUUUGUGGAUCACGACGGCACUACAAAAAUAAUCAUCAACUACAGCAUCGGCCCCGCGGCCGCCAACGCCGCCACCACCCUGCCCGCGCCUCUCGUUAUCAAAAACAGCCCUCCUCCUGCACUUAAAGUCCUGACAACAGCUGCUGCGCCCCCCAUCCCAACUAAAACCGAUAAAUGCCCAACCCCCGAGGCAACGGACCUCUCUGUCCGAAAAGAGCCAGGAGCAGAGCCCGUUAAAGACGAGGCGACGGAGCCAACAGAGAAAUCCCUGGCAUCCGCUGAGCUCUCCGAGUCAGCCCAGACACCCAAACCCAGCAGCUCCGGCUCCUGUCUGUUAUGUGACGAGUGUCCGGACAACCUGGAGGCGCUGCACCUCCUCCAGCACCGCAAAGCAGCCAACGGGGAGCCGGUGGACUCCGCCUCUUUGGAUCCAUCAUUCGCGGAUCUGCUGAGCGAAGCAGGGGUGACGCUGGAGGAGCCGCCCGUCGAGGACCUCCUGUCGCUCCUCAAGACCUCCUUUGCCUCCAACGCCAACCCCAGUGACGAGGAGCUGAGCAAGAUCUCCGAGUCCGUCAGUAUUCCAGUGGAAGUGGUUCGAAAGUGGUUUAUCAAGAUGAACUUUGGGACAAAAGCUGAUGAACGCCACAGUGAGGAUAUAGAUGCUUCUGAAAAGACUGAAAUCACUAACUGCAGCUCAGAAGACACUUUGAAUCACAACGAAGAAGAAGAAGAAGUAGAAAAAGAAGAAGAGGCCACCCAAGAGGAAGCUAAUAAAACUGUAACCGACAGAGCCUCCUCCACAGACUCACCAUCCCUCAGUCUCACCAACGAGGAUCUUGUUAUCGUUAAAAGUGAGCCUGAAGACCCAGAGCCCAUAGACUCCCAGGCAGAACCUUUGGACCUUUCUCUUCCCAAACAAAUCACAGCACCGUCAGAAAGCGACCCUGCCCCGCUCACAAAGCAGCAGGACCGCCCCCUGAACCUGACCUGCUUGAGGAAGGAGCAGCUCGAGGGUCGCACCAUCUACGUCACCACCCCUCAGGCCGGAAACCCCGUCAACAUCGUCACUGCCGCACAGCUGCCCACUUUGGUGGCCAUUGCUGGUCAGGGUACGGUGGGCUGCCUCAGUGCCAUCAACACCACAACCAAACGCACCAUCCUCAUCCCCCAACUCACCUACACCUACGCCACUACAGCCAGCAACACCACUGGGGCCAAGACUGUGGUACUUAACGGCCACAAGCAGGAGAAACGUUCAGAGAGCAACACUGACGGGAAUCUGACUGCAGAGGCGCAGGAGUCGAAGAGGCGGAGGAUGGAAAUCGGCGUCUAUCCCUGUGAUUUGUGCUCCAAGGUCUUCCAGAAGGGCAGCUCGCUGCUCAGACACAAAUAUGAACACACAGGAAAACGGCCCCAUGAAUGCACCAUCUGCAACAAGGCCUUCAAACACAAACACCACCUGAUCGAACACUCGAGGCUGCACUCCGGUGAGAAACCCUACCAGUGUGACAAGUGCGGGAAGCGUUUCUCUCACUCGGGCUCCUACUCCCAGCACAUGAACCACCGCUACUCCUACUGCAAGAAGGACGGGUCCAACCCGGGCGCCGCCUCGGGACCACGCAGGGUCCAGUUAGAGCUCGGCAGUCCCGGUGUCGGCCCGCAGCCGGACAGCCGGACCACGACCCCACCUUCCCAAAUGGACUCAGACGAGAGGGAGAGCGAGGAAGACAUGGACGAAGACGACGAGGCCAUUUGCAUGGACGACAUCCGGGUGGUCCAGGUGGACGACGGCGAGUGCGAGAUCUACGAAGGUAACUUUGACGACGAUGACGACGAAGAGGAGGACGGUUUGGCAGAGGAAGAGGCUGACGAAGACACGGAGGAGCAGGAGGAGUUAGCUUGUGAUGUGGUCGAGGUUGAGCUGGGGAAUAAUCACCUGGAAGGCAGCAGGUUGGAGGAAAAUCAAAAAGCGAAGGAGGAGGCAGCAGAGAAAACGGCCGACUGUGAAGCAGAGACGGACAAAAGCAUCAGGGAGGGAUCAGACGGCGCCGAGCCCCCGCAGGAAGUGGUGACAAACAAAUGAAGGAAAAGAAACAUUCGCAUUUGUUGGCCAUCAAAACUCUUUUUAAAGACAAAACCGCUUCAGAAGCAAGUCUCGGAAGUUGCCUAAUCUUAACGGUCCACUACUGUGUACAAAAACCCCAGUGUGCCUGAACUUAACAAAAAAAGAGAAAAAAGGUAACUUUUAUUUGUGAGAAAUGAAUUAUUAGUGUUUAAACUGUUUAUAGAAGUACAGAUUUUGAAGUAGUACCCAUCCAUCAACUUGUUAGACUUGUUACUGAGACUUUCCCUGGUCGUUUUGUUUUUUUAUUACUCAGCCAGUCAGUGUUACUAAUCUUAUUGUUUGAAACCAUUUUAACCUGUAAAGAAGAGAAAGAUUUCUAUACCUUUUUAUUGCCAAUGAAGUUUCCUAAAUCAGUAUUUUAUUGAGUUCUACGAACAAAAACCUCUGCACUACAGUAUUCCUAGUUUACCUACGGAUACAUGCCUCAUGCAUUGUAAGCCCUUCAGUGUUAUACGUGUACACUAGCUAGCAAGAUGUUGUUUGUGUUAGUUUUAGUCUCUGCUAGUUAGCAUUAUUUUUGUUUUCAGUUUGACUGUUAGCCUUAAGGAAAACAAAGUAUUCCUGGGGAGGGUUGUGGGCGGGGACGAAGGGGGUCGGGGGAGUCAGAAGGCGGCUUCUUUAUGCCAAAACCAAAUUUGUCCUAUCAGGGAAGAAAUGGUCACAACCUCAAAGCCAGCGUCAGGCGCGUUUGAUUUGCAACCCGGCGCAGCCUGAACGGGUGGGGUCACCACAGAUUCUGACCUAAUCACACACGCUGAAUCCUACGGAGCUUCUCCUUGUUUCGGUUUACUUUACUCGUCAGUGUUUCAGUGUUGUUAGCUUAUAUAUGAAGUCAUAUUGUAUGUGAAGGACCAGGGCUGUUUCCUGCUCCACCCCAAUGCCUCCAGCCUUAUGCAAGACCUGUGUGCUGUUAAAAGUGCCAUUGAACAGUAUUAUUUCUUCACACAUGUAGCCAGUAUUAUGUUCCUCUCUUGACUCACAGGAACCACGUUCACUAAUGUUUGUUCUCUUGCACAGGACUGCAGAUCUGUCUUUUUGUUUGUUUGUUUGUUUUUUCUUUGUUUGUUUUGUUUUUUGUUUGUUUUUGUGAUCAAAAUUAAAU